This is a messenger RNA of Callorhinchus milii (elephant shark), 7164 nucleotides long. RefSeq names its product BCL9 like. Gene Ontology annotation, molecular function: beta-catenin binding; transcription coactivator activity. Bases 463 to 5130 code for a protein of 1555 amino acids. Gene Ontology annotation, cellular component: beta-catenin-TCF complex. Lineage: Eukaryota; Metazoa; Chordata; Chondrichthyes; Chimaeriformes; Callorhinchidae. Gene Ontology annotation, biological process: positive regulation of transcription by RNA polymerase II; negative regulation of transforming growth factor beta receptor signaling pathway; canonical Wnt signaling pathway. The transcript has 10 exons. The record is from RefSeq and is a predicted model, not a curated record.
UUAGGGGUGGGUUAAGAGGUUUUAGAGAUAAGGGGGAGCAAGACCAUGGAGGACAUGAAGGUGAAGACCAGGAUCUUGAACUCUGUGUGACGGGCAGCCAGUGGACAGAAUCCACCGUUUCUUGAUAUGCAAUGAUAAAAGCUUUUACAACCUGUGGUAUUAGUGACACAUGGUGUAUUUAUUAACUACAGAGGAACAUUGUUUUCAGUAACACAUGGUAUAAUACUGCUCUGGGAUUGGCCCCAACGUGUUGCUGCCCCCACCUCCUAAAUUGAUGCCAGUAUUUGGCCAAUGGCUGAUGGAAGAGUGUUUGAAGUAGCCAGGCAGAGUAAUUAAACUUGUUGAGCCCCUGAGUACAAGAGGAGCGGGAAUGUGUUACUGGCUGCUUCCCCUGCCGUCUCCUGCGUUCUGUGCUGCAGCAUAAAAAACCGCCUAGUCUGAGAAUCUCAAUGAGCUCAGGAGAUGAGAGAGUACCAGCACAGAGAGCAGGCUGACUCUCAGCGCAUCCUCACACCCGAGGAGGAGCACCCGGCUCUCGAGCAGUUUGUGUGUCAGAAAAAACCCAAGAAGGAGAAGGGUCGGCCCACAGACAAUAAGAUGCUGGCUGGCUCCCAACCCCCGCUCAGAGCGUCGAAGAACUCCAGCCCCAGCAAGCACUUAAAGAGCCCCGCCUCACCUGCACUGAUGUCGCACAGCCCAGGAGCUCUCCACCCGGCCAGUGCCAAACCCAGGGGCUUGAAGAGCCCCCCACCGAGCGACUCACCAAGGUUCCCCGACAAUAGCUCAAAGGUGAAGCACGAGGGGGAAAGCCGGACACCGCCCACUCCCAAUCCAAUGCACUCGGACACUAAGCUGGGCACCCAGGGCAAGCCCGUCAGCACCAGCACCCAGCCUGCGGCUGGCACCCAGGGGACACUGUGUGGCGUGGCAUCAAAGGUCACCCCUGCCACUGGACAGGGUGGCAAAGCCAACCAGAUCUCUCCUGGAAACACAGGGCUAAAGGGCAGUCAAAUCCUGACAUCGGGUCUCGGAGCAUUGAAGGGGAAAGUCAAACGAGAGAGGAGCGUCUCCGUAGAUUCCAACCCGCGGGAGACGGCUUUGCCGGUGGUAGAUCCAGAAUCUAAAGCAGACGGAGCCCCUCGCAGCAAACGCCGCUGUGUGUUGGAGCGCAAGCAGCCGUACAGCGGGGACGAGUGGUACUCUGGCCCCGACAGUGAGGAAGAGGAGAAGCCUCGGCACGCCCCACAGAGUGAGACCAUCUUCCCGUUCCGCUACAGCGAUCGGUCACAGAAAGAUUGUAAUGUUGGGGAUGCCACCCUGUCAGUGAAUUCACAGCCAGCUCCUGGAUCAAAUGCCCUCCCCAAGAUCAACGAAAACUCAUCUUCCAGUGUCUCCCACAAGCCGCCUGGGGGGCCGGGACUGCGGCUGGAUAGCAAACCCGGCACCGCCGGCAAGCCACCCUCCCAGUUUGUCUACGUCUUCACAACCAAUCUCGCCAACAUGGCGGCCGAGGCUGUGAUCCAGGGCCGAGCGGAUUCCAUUGUUGCCUACCACUCGCAUAAUGUGCCACGUACCAAACUGGAACAUGUAUAUGACCCUAAGGCGUCCUGCCCCCCUCAGAAAGGAGCGGGGCCACAGGAGCAGCUGUCGAUCAGUACCUCAGCCAGUGCUCCCCAGUCCCAGCAAUCAGGGCUGCAGCCCCCAAACCUGCUGCCCCAGGAGGGGCUACCUGAGGACAUGCACUCGGAGAUCAGAGUCAAACCCAUGGAGACCAGUGGCACAGCAGCCAGUGCGAUGCAGGCGGAUGCAGGGAACGCACUUGGUGUGAGCAUGGUGUGUGUGAGCGGAGACGGUUCAAAUGGGACUGCCCCACCGGGGAUGAAUCUCCGUGCUCACAUGACUACACAAGGGUUGUCCAAAGAGCAGUUGGAGCACAGGGAGCGGUCACUGCAGACGCUCAGGGACAUCGAGAGGCUUUUGCUCAGGAGCACUGAGACUGACUUUGCCAUGAAAGGCACGUAUCCUCCUAAUGGACAAGGGGAUGGGCAGCAGGGGCUGAAGAAGCCAGAGGAGCCUCUGCAGUCUAUGAUUGUCCAGGCACAGACCCUGGGAGUAGUUGGAGGCACCAAUGCAGAUCACGAUCCAAUGCACCACCCAGAUGUGCUGCAUGACCCAAUGGCACAAGCCGCUAUGAUGAUGAAUCCAAUCAACCCUGAUAAUCCUACUCCGGAACAGAUGGCUUGGAGGAAGCUCCAGGAAGAUUUCUACGAAGAGAAAAGGAGAAAACAGGAGCAGGCUGUGGUCCAUCAGAGAACAAUGCAGGAAAUGAUGAUGCAAAGGCCAAUGGCAAUGGUGCGAGGGCCCCCCCCUCCCUACCACAGCAAGGCUGGAGAACAGUGGCCACCAGCAGUGGGAAGUCGCUUUGCCGGUCCUAUCCAAGUCCCCGAAUCCAUGCAGCCCAGAGGGAAGCCACCUUUCCCAGGGCCGAGGUUCCCUGGCAAUCAGAUGCAGAGGGUGGGUGGGUAUGGGGGGAUGCAGAAUAUCCCAAUGGAUGCUCUGACGUCUCUGAAUCCAAUGCAGCGGUCUGUCCGACCUGGAAUGACUUGGCCGGAUGAGAUGUCACCAAUGGGUGGCAGUGGGAGUUUCCCUCAGGGCGGCAUGUCUUACCCUCCCGGCCAAGGGGAUCCUGAAAGGUUUCUGAAUCCCAGAGUUAGGGAAGAGUUGAUGAGGCAGCAGUUAAUGGAGAAGAGAUCAAUAGGGAUGCAACGGGCUCUAGGGAUGGCAAAUGCCAACAGCAUGGAGAUGGAACAAAUGAUUCAGAGACAAAUGGACGCUGCAGUGAUGCCAAAUAUGUUUUCUGGCCAAAUGCCUGGAGACAAUCUGAGUGCAAACUCAAUGGGGUUGGACUUUGUGGCCUCCAGGGGUAUGUUGAGUCCUCCCCUGGGACAGGCUGGACCCAUGCGUGAUAUGGACACAUCGAUGGGGCCGAGCCACGUCAAUAUGAACAUGAAUGUAAAUAUGAACAUGAAUCUGAAUGUCCAGAUGACGCCACAGCAGCAAAUGAUGAUGUCACAAAAGCUGAGGGCUCAGGAAAUGAUGAGUCACCAGGGCGUCACCCCAGAGGACCUGGCGCGGGUCAGGGCACAGAACGGUGGGGGCCUGAUGGGGGAUCCUCAAAAACUGAUGAUGCAAUCGCAAUUCCCAAAUCAUGAACAAUCGGGCUUUCCUCCGGGUCAGGGACAAUAUUCCAACAUGUCUCAGGAAGUGAAUAAUGUGGGAAAUCACGGAGAGAUGUUCAGUCCUGAGCAAUGCCCGAUGCCGAUGGGAGGUAUGGCUGGCACUGGCCGACUCAGCCACAUGCAGGUGCCUCCAGCAUCAGGGCAGCCUGUGAGCCAUGGGAACAUGCUCCCAGGUACCCAACGGGGGCCGGGUCGCAGGCCGUCCGACCUCACCAUCAGCAUCAACCAGAUGGGCUCUCCUAGCAUGGGUCAUCUCAAGUCUCCCACCAUCAGCCAGGUUCAUUCUCCUCUGGUCAGUUCACCUUCCGCCAACUUAAAGUCCCCACAAACACCGUCGCAGCUGGUGAACAUGUCGUCAACCAACCCUUCCGGUCCCAUCAAGUCUCCUCAAGUCUUGAGCUCCUCCCUCCCUGUCCGUUCUCCUACCAGUUCCCCGAGUCGACUUAAGUCUCCGUCAAUGCCCGUUGGCUCACCAGGGUGGGUUCCCUCCCCCAAGACCACUCUCUCAAGCCCAGUCAUGAAUCCAGGCAAACAGACCAUUGGGAUGAAUCCUGCUCACAUGGGGACUAUUGAACAAGGCUCUAUCCCCUCGAACAUGCGUGGUAAUCCCACAGCACCCAAUCUGGGGGGCAAGGGGAUCAACCCCAGUAUGCCUUACACCUCCUCGCCAGACCCCACGCCUUCCCAGAACCCCCUAACUCUCAUGAUGUCGCAGAUGUCCAAGUACGCCAUGCCCAGCUCCACACCACUCUACCAUGAUGCCAUCAAAACCAUCGCCACCUCCGAUGACGAGAUGAUGCCAGAGAGGACAGUGGCCAUGAUGUCCUCCACAGGCCCUCAGAAUGCUCCGAACCCGCAGCUACACCUGCAGCCCCAGAGUGUGGUGGGGCCCGCAUCCGCUCACAGCCCCAUGGGGCUGAGCGUGGUGUCAGGGCAGCACCCCCUCUCCCACGAUCCCCCGGUCUCCAUGGUCCCAUCCCCCAGCCUGCACGAGGGGGUGCAGAACCCCAUGGAGCUGGGGCCGGGGUGCGGCCCUCUGCCCGGUGGGGCCCAGAUGCUACCUCAGAAUCCCAUGUCCCUUCAGCGGCUGCAGCAGCAAGUCCACAACGCCAUGCAGUCACCAAACCCCGGGCUGCGGAUGGGCCUGGGGGGUGGGGGUCUGUACGACGAUGGUGGGCCAGCGCCCCCUGGAGGAUCGGCACCACCACAACAGCACAUGAUGAGUAAAAGCGUGGACGGCUACACCCCCGUGCUCCCUGGAGUGGCUUCCGUGCUGAACGACCCGGAACUUCAGGAUGUGAUCCGUCCGUCUCCCAGCGGCAUUCCAGAGUUUAAUCUCUCUCGCAUCAUUCCGUCCGAGAGACCCAGCAGCACACUGCAGUACUUCCCCAAGAGCGACUCCGCACAGCUGGUCAAACCACACACUUCCAACCCCCACCUUAUGAACCUUCAGAGCAUGAUGGUCGAGCAGGCGGCCGGCCGGCUGUGCGUGGGGCCACCCGGUAUGUCUGGGCAGCAGGUUGCACAGAGAGGCCUCAACAUGCACAUGUGCCACGUCGGACAGGUACCCGGGCCCUUGAUUGGCAGGACAGGCAUGCCAGCUCAGCAGGGUCUGAUGGGCAGCGGACUACACCAGGGCAUCAUGUCCCAGCAGCAGAACAUGUUAAACCAACAGAACCUGAUGCUGAUGCAAGCCAAACAGAGGAGCCUAUCGGUUUCGGGCGACAUGUACGGACAGUCAGGGCACAUGCUGCCCCCCCAGGUGGGCAUGCUCGGACCCUCGCCCCACAUGAUGCUGCCCCAGCAGGUGCUCAGGCAGAGGAGCAUGUCGCUGGACACGCCCAUGAACUAUAUCACAGGAACCUCUAAUCUCGCCAACUUGCCCUUCUAGCCAUCUGUGGAUCUCGUCGAGUUUAUGCAAAGUCCAGGGAAGGGGGAGGGGAGGGCGGAGAAGAAAUAAUUUUAUUAUGAGAACGAGACUGGUAACAGCCUGACUAACUAGACAGACAGAAGGGAAGAAAAUGUCAAAGAUUAUUUUUUAACAGAGAGAAAUUGCCGCAGCCCAAGACUUCCAGACAACCUGCUUUUGGUUUUGUUUCAGUUUGUUUGGUUUCUCUCCACCUCCGUGAGGGGUGGGGGUAUGGGAUAUUUGCUGUACAUAUUCAGCCUCAAUCUCUGAUUGUUUUUAAGGUUCUGUAACUGUGUUUUUUCCUGGCGAGAAUCCUCUGGAACUGUUGACUGGGUGGGGGGUGGCAGGGGAGAUGACGCAUUAGGCUCCUGGGCAACGCUCCCCUCUCUGUCUCUGUCCUCUCCACCCCUCACCCCCCACCCAUGCUCUGCCAUGUUUUGGAGUUUGCUAAUGUCCGAGGUGAGAAUACACUCUGGCCAAGAGACCGUAGGGUGGGACGAGGAGAGGGAGAACGUGGAUUAAUUGCGGCUCAGGAGUGGGGAUUGAGUGGGUACAGUGACUAGGUCUGUAGUCUUGACGAUAUCAGUGUGAGGAGGUGGCAAACCUGGCUCCUGCCUGACACCCCCCCCCACCCCCCUCCUGUGGGUGCUCUCCCCAUUGUCCCAGAAGGGUCACCGUGUGGGAGGGGGAGGGAGAUUGGGUUUUUAUUGACCUCAGACUAUGUAGAACUGGUCUCAAAAAAACCCUCUAUUUAAACAAAUGCUUCCUGCACCUCCAAACGGCAUGAACCCCUCUGGCCAGGGUAACCGGCUGCCAUGGAUGUACAUCCACAGUGACUGAUUGUUGGCUGCACAGGUGUCAUGUGAUGGAGCAGAUCUUUUGGGCAGGUGGGUGGAGAGCAUUGGGUGCCAAGUCUGGCCUGUAAUGAUUACGUGUUGGUCACGCCAGACCCUGUUCACCCUACAGUAUUCUGGUCACCUCCAGGCAGCAAUUAGUUCAGGAGCAGAUAGCCUGGUUUGUGCUUUGCCUCAGUGCCCAUCCAUCUCCAACGUUAGCAGAUAAUGUUUCCAGUCAACAGGUGAAGCGUGAACCAAGUUGUGUCCAGAAAAUCUUGUUUGAACAAAUCCUAACUUCCAGGAGCUGUGGAUUCCUGCACAGAACCUGUGUUUUAUUCAAUCCACGACUGUUUGUGGGACACUGCUGUGCGCAAUUGGCUGCUGCGUUUCAUCAACACCAGCGCACUGUUGAUGGCCUGUUUUAUAGAGUCAUCCCAUUUUGCAGUAUGUUCUGUGAAGCGCUUUGAGGAUGGCUCAACAUGGUGAUCAGGCGCUAUAUCAAAUGCAAGGAUUAUUCUGGGUUCCUGGGGGUGAGGUGCUGGACUUUUCCAAACUAUUGGUCCGUGUUUGCCUCGGUGGAGCUGGGAGGGCUAAGCGGCGAGUCUUGCUCCUGCAGCCUUCUCAGGUUUGACAGCGGCUGAGUGGCACAGGACCAAACUCCCAGCUUCCAGGAUUGAUGGCUUUGGAGCUGUGCGUUCUCCUCCUGAGCCCUGACCUCAUUGGGGUUGUGUUGGGUCCUGCCCUGGCUUCAGGUGCAAAAAACAGUCACUGUGUGCAAUGCCUGCUCCUGUCUAUCUGGCAUCACCUCCAUUCCAUUCUUUUCCCCCUUCUUCAAGGGGUCUCCAAUCGGUAAGAUGCCUUUUUCCACACCUUUUUCCGCCGUGAGGAAAGGCACAGAAGGAAUGCAAGUGGGCAGGUUAGUACAGUUUAGCUGCACUUCAGGGCAUCAUAGGUGCAGAGCCAGGUGUCGGGAACCGGUGAAACCUGCCCUUCAGAGGCUUUCACUCUCCUGCCUCCAAACGGGCCUGGCACACCUCGGUGGAGCUGGCAGUGGCCAGUUGCUCUCGCUCAGCACAGGUCUAACUCACAGUGCGUUCUGAACGUUUUCUUUUGCACCUUUUGGUACAGAUGCUGGUUUUUGUUUUUCUUUAUAUAAUAACAGCCAUUGAUAAAAUAAAUC